GUUAUAAUACAGGGUGACAAAAGCGGCGGCCUUUCCAUAGAAUAUUUUCGUUGGAAAAGUGUUAAGAUAUCGAGGACAACAUGAAUGAAGUGCUCAAUGCGAAAUCUGCCGGCGGUCCGCCGCUGCAGCUGUUCAACUGCACACACGCGGGUUGUGGAGCGACUUUUACCAAACAGUGGAGACUGAAAGAGCAUGACACUGUGCACACUGGAGAGCGUCCGUGCCAGUGCACAAUUGCAGGCUGUGAGCGUCGUUUCUCAAGAAAAUCCCACCUGCGCCGCCACAUGCUACAGCACAGAGGGGUGAAGCAGUUCAAAUGCAAAUUCGCCACCUGCACAAAGAGUUUCUUCGACGCAGGCAAAAUGAAGAGACAUGUACGCUACGCCCACGAAGAUAAAAACAAGUAUUUCAAGUGUAGUCAGCCGAACUGCACCAUGACCUUCAAAAAGCGCAGAAUGUUUAAACUGCACUUAAAGGAGCAUGAAGUGGCUGCUAAAUUCAAGUGUUUGAAGGACGGAUGCGCUGCCACGUUCGACUCCCAUAUCGCCCGCAAAGCCCAUGAGAAGAAGCACGCAGGUUACCGCUGCCCUCAUGCUAACUGCCAGGUCCUUGAACACACCUGGGGGAAACUUCAGAAGCACAUGGCCAAACAUCCAGCCACAUUCACGUGCCAAGUGUGUAAGAAGGUGUUUAAGAAAGCUGACGCUCUGCGGCGGCACAAACGGAUCCACGCUUCCCACAAGCCUGUGCUGGUUUGUCCCAGGGACAACUGCAAGGCCUACUUCUCUACAACCUUUAACCUGCAGCACCACAUCCGCAAGGUGCAUCUUGAGCUCCUCAAAUUCAGAUGCUCUUUCCCCGACUGCUUACGCAUGUUUGCUAUGCGGGAAAGUCUGACCAGACACCAGCUUCGCCAUGACCCAAGUGCCACCACUCGCAAGAAACGUCGACGGCCUAAGAAGUCCUGGCAGAAGCGUUUGGAUGGACACCAUCUGCCACUGGUGGAGGAAAACUUGCGUCGCCUCUUCGCCCUGCGCAUGCGGAUCUCCCGACGUGCUAAAGUGGAAACCAACCUCUCAGGCCUCUUCAAUGAACGGAAGAUCCCUCAUUAUGUUGACCCAGAAGUCAACCUGCGCAGUCUGUUUGGUAUCAAACAGCCUCGUCCUUUAGAGAAGCCUGAAGUUGCACCAGUACAAGGUUAAUUAAAAAUCCAUCCAGACCAGCUGUGAAUUUUGAUUGUUUGAACUUCCUGGAAUUUGUGCAGGCUUAAGUUGGUCUAUUUCAUUUUUGAGAAAUUAUAAAUUGGGUCUCUUUGAGUUUUUUAAUGUAGUUGAUAUACAUUAACAUUUGAAUCUCAAAGUAAUUAUUUGUCACUUUGACACAUUGCUUAGGAUGUUGAGCUUUUGAGAAUUUCAAAGAUUGAAUUAUAGUUUUUGAAGACAACAGGUCUUAAUCGAAAUGCAUAUUUUGUAAAAUGAUACUUGUUGACCCAAUAAAAUGAUUUGCAUGUUGAUCAAAGUCCACUGUA
Molecule: messenger RNA, 1528 nt
Organism: Micropterus salmoides (largemouth bass)
Lineage: Eukaryota; Metazoa; Chordata; Actinopteri; Centrarchiformes; Centrarchidae
Gene: 42sp43
Exons: 9
Coding region: 81-1202 (373 amino acids)
Cellular component (GO): nucleus
Source: RefSeq, a predicted model, not a curated record